CCACCCUUGGGCGUCAUUUAUACACUACGUCACGCGAUCCUUCCACCGUUCUCAUUCACCUCAACCCUGUGAAGGAACGGCAUUGUUGGAGUCAGGAGGUCGACAGGACGACUGUCGUUCCGGGGAAGUUGACGGGCAUGUCAGCCAAGUCGUCCCCAUCGCCGCUCCAGGCGCCGGUCAACAACCCAGUGGACGAAACCACGAUGCCCAAGGGCCAUUGUCGAUAUAUUCUGUGCGUACCAGAAAUCAAGGGCCACCGAUGUGCCUGCGUCGGCUUCUCUCGCCAGAAAGGCAUUCCGGGCGCGACCUGCCAGUGUGGUCAUCUGGCCUGCUACCAUCAGAAGGAGCCAGACUCGUUACCUGGCGACCAACUCGAACUGCUAAAGAGGCGUAUCCAGCAACUUGAGGAGCAGGUUGCUAGAGGUAUUGCUGAAGAUGUUGUCAGCAGGUUGUUUGAUGUGGAGCACGACAUGAAGAAGACCAGAGGUAUCGUCAGCAGGUUGACAGACGUGGAGGAAACCUUGGAGAAGAGUAGGGAAGAGUUUGGUGAACAGAUCAAAGGGACCUACCGGAAUGUCAGCAUCAGCUGGCGGUCAAUCGAACAACUAGAGCGCAAGACUCAACAUCAGGACGAACAACUGCGUGAAGUGUGCGAGAGGUUGAGGGCCCAUGAUGAGCAGCUUGACAAGUUACAGGCAGGACAGCUGGAACUCAGGGACGCCGAUAUAAGCCUCGAGGAACGGAUCGAGAACAUUGCUGAGACGAUGGAAGAGCUGGAGGACUCGCAGGACGCACGGGACGCAGAGGAAGACGACCAUCUGGCCAAACUCAACGGACAUCACCAUCGAAGAAGGUCCACAUCGGACAUAUCUCGCCCAAACUUUCCUGUAGGCCCUUUAGGCCUUUUAGGCGGUGGCGCAAAUCCCAUCGAUAUUCACGGCCACUCGCAAGUAGGGCGGCCGCCCGUCCGAGAAUAUGGAGAAGGAUCCGCGCUCGACGGGACUCUGAUCUCCCAUCCCACGAGAACACCCCCGCUCUCUGCCCGGUCGACGGGUGCCUGGACCGUUCAUAUUUCGCUGCUUCCCCAUGCCCGUGUGCCCAUGCCGUUCGAGAGGAAUACCAACGCGUACCAACGAUGCUUAUCACGGGGUCUCCACCAAAUGGUAGCUGUUCAUGGGAGGGACGCUUCGUCAUUUGUCAAGGCCGUUGAGAAGGCGUUUGGCAUGUUCCUGAGAGGCCGUCCGUGGAUGCCCCUUCAAGCCAAACUCUGCGACGCCGAGCCACUCCAGGGCCUUCCGAUGCUGCGUCAACUUGAAACUUCCCUAGUCGACUCCAGCUACGACCACGACUUCCUCCGCAAGAACUGUGCCGUUUGCGACUCGAGUGGCAUGAUUGACUCGCUAUACAUUGCUAUGCGGCACGACACCAUUUCGUGGCACACGCUGAGGCAUGCUCCUGUAUUCAUGGAAGGCCUCGAAGCCGCGUGGGCAUAUGACCCGAUGCUCGACACGGAUCCUUUUGAUGGCGACAUGGCCGUUGACGACAGGGAACGGCCCGCUGCCGGUGAGAUCACCUCGGUAUUGCCUUCUUUGGCGCCGCCAUCCUCCCUCAAACGAUCUCGCGCAGAAAUGUCUCGAUCCAAUAGCUUUGGGGCAGCCGCUCCUCCAGUCGACGGCGAAGCGACCCGAGUAAAGCGGACUUGCCCAGCACCACCUUCCAGCUCCAUCCUGGAGCUGCGAAGGCGCGUUGAAACGGCAUGACUGGAAGAAGAUGUACGUUUUGCAUCUGAGCUCGAUAAGUAGUGAUGGGCACUGGGAUCAGGGCGGUAG
This is a messenger RNA of Neurospora tetrasperma FGSC 2508, 1829 nucleotides long. RefSeq lists its product as uncharacterized. The transcript has a single exon. Lineage: Eukaryota; Fungi; Ascomycota; Sordariomycetes; Sordariales; Sordariaceae. Bases 138 to 1760 code for a protein of 540 amino acids. The record is from RefSeq and is a predicted model, not a curated record.